AUGGGCCGGUUAAAGGCGGCGGGCGUCGUGUCCGCCUGCAAGGUCGCGAGAGGACGGGCGUUGGGAACUUAUCUGAUUUAUGGCGGCAAUGGCGGCAUCGGCUUGGCGAUCGCGCGGACACUAGCCGACGACGGGCACGACCUGCAUCUGGUCGGGCGUGACGGCGACCGGCUUUCCGAGGUCGCGGCGGAGCUGGGCGCCGGGCACAGCGUCGCCGAUGUGACCGAUCCGGACCAGAUCGCCAGGGCGGCCGGCGAAGCCGGUGACGACCUGGCCGGGCUCGUCUAUGCGGUGGGAACGAUCAAUCUCAAGCCGCUCGGCCGUAUGACCGGCGACGACUUCCUGACCGAUUUCCGCGUCAACGCGGCGGGCGCCGCGCUGGCCGUGCAAGCCUCGCUCGAUGCGCUAAAGGCGGGCGAGGGCGGCUCGGUGCUGCUGUUCUCUUCGGUGGCGGUGAGCCAGGGCUUUGCCGCGCACGCCUCGGUUUCGAUGGCCAAGGGCGCCGUGGAGGGGCUGACGCGGGCUCUGGCCGCCGAACUGGCGCCCAAGGUGCGCGUCAACGCGAUCGCUCCCAGCCUGACCGCGACGCCGCUUGCCGCCUCUAUGACCGCAUCCGAACAGAUGGCCAAGGCGAUCGCCGGGAUGCACGCAAUCCCGCGGCUGGGCAGUGCAGAGGACCAUGCCGCGCUGGCGCAUGUGCUGCUCACAGAUGCGGGCGGCUGGAUCACCGGGCAGGUGAUCGGCGUCGAUGGCGGGCGAUCCUCGCUGCGCACCAAGGGCUGA
Molecule: messenger RNA, 783 nt
Organism: Effrenium voratum
Lineage: Eukaryota; Dinophyceae; Suessiales; Symbiodiniaceae
Source: the annotation of a GenBank genome assembly